AUGUCUGCUCAUUAUGAUACCGAACCUCCUCCAACAGCUUCCGCUACGCUCCAUACCACCGCCGGGCCGAUACACAUCUCGCUAUUCGCCCGCCAAACACCACUGGCUUGCCAAAACUUCCUCCAACAUUGUCUAGACGGAUACUACGAGGGCACCACAUUCCACCGCGUGGUUCCUAAUUUCAUCAUCCAGGGUGGUGACCCCACCGGCACUGGCUCUGGAGGUUCAUCUAUUUACGAAUACCCGGAGUUCGAAUACGAUCCGCGUGAUGGCGAGAAGGUCGUGUUUAAAGAUGAGGUUCACAGUCGACUACGGUUUAAUAGGCGUGGGUUAGUGGGUAUGGCGAAGAGCGAGGAUGGGACUUAUGGGAGCCAAUUCUUCGUUACACUGGCAAAUGCAGAGCGAGAGCUGAAUAAAACAUGUACGAUGUUUGGCAGGGUGGAAGGGGAAAGCAUCUAUAAUGUUGCAAGUAUUGCAGAGGCGGAACUGAUAGAAGGAUCGGAUAGGCCAGUUUACGCAGUGAAGAUUACAGGGUGUGAGGUUGACCAACUGGGGCCGUUUGAGGGGCAAUUGAAGCGGAGGGAACGUAUUGCUGUUGCGGACAAGAAGACGGAGGAAGGGCCAGUGAAGGGGAAGAAGAAGAAAAAGGCCAAGGUGGGAAAGGCGUUGCUGAGUUUUGCGGCCGACGAGGACGAAGGGGAAGCCAUUCUACCCACUAAGCCUAAAUUCAACACGCGACUAGUCAGGGAAGAGGAGGAAGCUGCCUCGGUUGCGAAGAAGCAGAAACAAGACGAGAAGAGGAAGGAUGCACAACAACGAGAACCAGCUCCAGAGCUUCCUCGUAAGAGCUCAGCUACAAAACCGGUACCUCGAGAACCAGAUCCAAACACCCAGCUCCCAUUACCAAACGCCGAAUCACCGUCCCGCCCUGCAUCUCCCUCAAGCUCGAUAUCAGAAUCGCCGCCACCUCGCUCCCGUCGUCAAUCAUUGCUUUCCAAAACCAAUGCGGAAAUUGCCGCACUUAAAGCGUCUAUGAGGCGAAGUACGGCUGUUGCACCCGUAGAGCCGGCAAGAAAGAAAUCAGCCCUUGAGUCACUUAUACCGGAAACGUCGAUACGUGGUGCUAGAAAGAGAUCGGCUGCUGGAAACUCUUCACAGGAUGCAGUUGCAUUCGAUAUGUUCAAAGCGUUCAAGGCCAAGCUUGAAAAUGCAGAGACAUCGUCAUCUAAGAAAUCGCGACGACAUCAUACAUCUACUGACGAUACCCCCUCCCAGCCGGAGAAAGGCAAAAGUAUAGAAAAGAAGCAAGAGCAAGACGGCCAGGACGAUGAAGAGGAACAGGUCUGCGAUCUUCAUUUCGUUGUGGGCUGCCAGUCAUGCCGGUCUUGGGAUGCCCCCGAAGUAGACGAGCCAAGGGCGGGUACAGAUGAUGACGAUGUAGGCUGGAUGACACAUACGCUGCAAUUCGGCAAAGAUACACUUGGAAAAGACCUGAAUUGGAAACGAUCACAUCAGCAGAAUGAUGACUUGGUAGUUAUUGAUCCGCGGCAGAAGGAGAAAGAGAUAACUGGCGGCACUGGUGGGAGGAAGAGAGAGCGAGAAAGGAAGAGGAAGCUCGAGACAGGACAGGAUAGGGAGUGGGACCGAGAGUCGAAGAAGUCAGGGAGUAAUCGUCCUUGA
Arthroderma uncinatum is the source of this 1680-nucleotide messenger RNA. RefSeq names its product peptidyl-prolyl isomerase cwc27. Gene Ontology annotation, molecular function: peptidyl-prolyl cis-trans isomerase activity. NCBI's taxonomy places the organism in Eukaryota, Fungi, Ascomycota, Eurotiomycetes, Onygenales, Arthrodermataceae. Bases 1 to 1680 code for a protein of 559 amino acids. The record is from RefSeq and is a predicted model, not a curated record. Gene Ontology annotation, biological process: protein folding; protein peptidyl-prolyl isomerization. Gene Ontology annotation, cellular component: catalytic step 2 spliceosome. The transcript has a single exon.